Molecule: messenger RNA, 207 nt
Organism: Cylicostephanus goldi
Lineage: Eukaryota; Metazoa; Nematoda; Chromadorea; Rhabditida; Strongylidae
Source: the annotation of a GenBank genome assembly
AUGUGCUCAUCCGUCCGUGCAUCGAUGGAAACGCUUGUUAUCAAGGAGCAUUUCAGGAUAUUGGCUUGGCAUGAUAUGCUGAAGAACUUUGCACAAAAUGAGAUUACCAAAAUGGGUCUCGACACUCUCGUGCAGCCUGUCAUCUGGGAUUACAGCGAGAGCCUGGCAACGGUUGAACGUAUGCAAGCUCCCAAAAUGAAAACUUGA